Messenger RNA from Aplysia californica (California sea hare), 2618 nucleotides. Its product is annotated as telomerase protein component 1. Gene Ontology annotation, cellular component: Cul4-RING E3 ubiquitin ligase complex. The record is from RefSeq and is a predicted model, not a curated record. NCBI's taxonomy places the organism in Eukaryota, Metazoa, Mollusca, Gastropoda, Aplysiida, Aplysiidae.
UAAGCCAGAUAAUAACAUUUUUGUAAGUUACAGAGGUACCAUAAAACUGGUAUCUCUUUAACUUACUUUCUGUUACUUCUAGCGUUUGACUGAACGAAUUAAUUUUGUUCCUGUUUCCAGCAUCUGAGUCUCCAGACCUCCAUUCAUCCUGAAUUGAUGGUAGCCAUGCCUUAAAUACACCAUGUAUCGAUCGUACAUCAAAGGACAAGUCAAACAAAAGACAGGUGAGGAGGAAGGAGGCAAGACUGUCGAGCCUGAUGGUAACAACAGUGAUGACGAUGUUGACGAUUCAGUCAAAUCGGCCGUUAAUAAAGUCUGGUCUGAAGUUGGGAUACAAUGUGACAAAGCUGCCCAAUAUGACGUGACAAACGUUGAGCCUGUGGAGUCGAACACAGCAAGUGACUGGAACAUCAUUCGUGUUUUCGUGUCUUCUACCUUCACCGACUUCUUCAAUGAGCGGGAGGUGUUGGUGAAAAAAGUUUUCCCAGAGUUGAGAGAAUGGUGUCUUGAGAGAAGACUCAAGUUGGUGGAGUGCGACCUUCGCUGGGGAAUUCCCAAGGACACCUCGACGGCUGAGACGAUUCUGAUCUGUAUGGAGGAGAUUGAGAGAUGCCGAGAUAAACACAUGCCGCACCCUUUGUUCAUUACCUUGGUUGGAGAGAGGUAUGGUUGGAUUCCAAGCAGUGAGGAGGUGCCUGCCGAAGCAAAAGAGAAGUAUGACUGGAUAGACGGGACAUCUAUCACGUUUAUGGAGAUUCUGAACGGAGCUUACAGGGAGUGCAAUCCAAACGCUGGCUUCUUCAUGAGGUCAAAGUCUAUCUGUGACGACAUCCCUGAAAGCUUUCAGUCUCGAUUUGUUGAUUCGGAGUCAUUGCCAAAUUACCAUCUAAAGGUAAUGAAAAAGAAAAUAGCGGAAAGAUUCCCGACCCAGUUGUUCCCUUACAGCUGCUCUUACAAGCAGAUCUCUGACAAGUCCGGGAGAGACAGGGUAGAACUGGUGGACAUGGAUGAAUUUGCUGAGAAAGUUUUAAAUUUCUUGAAGAAUGCGAUAGACCAGAGUUAUCCCCCCUGUGCACAGCAAGAGUCGGUCGACUCCAUCAAACAAGAGCUGAACUUACAGCGACUUUUUGCGGUGGAUAAAGCCAAAGACCUAGUGGGCAGAGAGGCGGAGUUGAAGGCGUUGCUGCAGUUUCUCUCAGAGGGAUCUAGUAGUCUUAUGGAGGAGUAUGGUGGUGAUAACUGUACGGUUCGCCAGAGCUCCGAGUGGGACAUCCAGGAGGGAGACAACGAGAUCUGUGUGCUGGAGGCUGCCAGUGGCUGGGGGAAAACUGCCUUGAUGUGUAAGCUGAUUGGAGAAGCUGUUAAGAAAGGCGUAUCUGUGUUCUACCACAUCGUAGACAGCACCCCAUCCAGCGGUAACCUGGAAUGUCUCUUGUCUCGACUCAUCGCUGCCCUCCUGCCUGAACCCACUGAAGAUGAGAAAAAAAUUCUCACUGGAGGUGACACAACGGCCCAAGCUGAGCUACUGAAGACAUCACUGGCCAGGCUUAGGGAGAGGGAUGCGCGGCUGUGGAUUAUCAUUGACGGGGUCAAUCAGAAACUGGACAGUGACCAGAUCCAGAAGCUGAUGCUGAAGACUCACGUGGACAACCCUCUGUGGAUGAUGCUCAUGGCCGAAGAGCUACGCAUCUUUGGAGAUUUUAAGCUGAUGGACGACAAGAUUGACAGCUUUCCCGAGUCGAUGGAUCAGCUUCUGGUCCAGAUUUUGGAGCGUCUGAUUCAGGAGGAUGACGAGAAUGGGGUGAUCAAGAAGGCAGUUCACAGUCACUUGUUGAAUCGUGAGUCGGAUGUGGUGUUCUGGCAUGCCACCUUAGCCGACUACUUCCAGUACUGGUGCGAUGAUGUUCUGGCUAAAAUCUGGAACCUGCCGCAUCACUUGAAGCGAGCACGGCUCAAGAAAAGGCUGGUGGACUUCAUGAGCAAAGAUCCUCACUCCUACCAGUUCAUCAACCCCUGGAUGAGAAGCAAUCUCUUGAGUGAGGUGAGAUGUCGCCAGCUGGCAGACCCCGUGCUCCCCUCCACCGUGCCCCUAAUGAUGUGUCAGGUGUGUAGCAUGAAGAACAGGAGUUUGAACCCAGCAUGUGCCUGGCAGAACAAGCUGUGCUGUGUCGUGUGUGGAGCUAUGUGUCAUCUGCCGCGGACUCUGCCGGCCAGGGCGUGUAGCAGGCACAACAUGGCAGCCGGUAGGAAUAUGGUCAAGUGCGUGUUGUGUAAGAAUGUCAUACACCUUGGCGUCAAGACCGGCCCUGUCUUCCAAACCCCGGCACAGCUGUGCAUGCACUGUGGCUUCGGGAACAGACAUGUCACUUGUGCCAUGUUGGAAUGAACUCUGAAUAAGUUAUUUAUUUGUGUCACGACGCGGUGGAAUCAGGCGCUCGUCAAGUUUUCAGCCUGUGGAGUUAUUGGUAUUAUCUUAAAGCUUGUUCAUUUGUCUUGCCGUUGAUGAAAAAAGUAACUAUCUAUCUUGAGUCUGGAUGUUUACAAUUGAAGUGGUUUCAGCUUGCUAGUUUCAGAGCUAAAAUUAGCAAGUAAAUGGCCACCAAAGUUUGGUGACUUCC